Molecule: messenger RNA, 2031 nt
Organism: Clarias gariepinus (North African catfish)
Lineage: Eukaryota; Metazoa; Chordata; Actinopteri; Siluriformes; Clariidae
Gene: lrrc38a
Product: leucine rich repeat containing 38a
Exons: 2
Coding region: 272-1144 (290 amino acids)
Cellular component (GO): voltage-gated potassium channel complex
Molecular function (GO): voltage-gated potassium channel activity; transmembrane transporter binding; potassium channel activator activity
Source: RefSeq, a predicted model, not a curated record
CUGCCUGCUAUGUGAUCUCUUGGAAAACAUCGUUUCGUGUCUUUCUCUGCUCUUUGAUGAUGCUGAACCCUUAUUUACAUUGUGAUCUAACAGGCGAGGAAAGAUGCCUUCGCAACAACCCUGACUCCUUUUUCUUCCUUAUGCUCCCCCCUCCCUUCACCUCAUCAUCUUCCCCCUGACCCUCUCUUGCCUCCCCUUUCCUUUGCCCCUUUUCCAGACUUCCCUUUCCUUCAACCCCCUGCUCUUCCUUUCAUCUUUCACCCCCUUGACAAUGUUCUCAUGUGUUCGUUGGCUUCAGCCUUUCCUCGCCUUGCUCUCCUCUGCCUUAGUCACUUGGGGUCAAAACUGUCCUUCCAGCUGCAUGUGUCCAGACCAUCACACUGUGGACUGCACCGGUCGAGGGCUCACCCGGUUACCAGACUCCUUCCCACUGGAUACACGGAGACUCAUUUUGUCCAAUAACUGGAUACCUGGGAUUCCCUCCGAUUUCUUAGUUCUCUAUAGUGACCUGGUGUACCUGGACCUGCGGAAUAACUCACUGACCAGACUGGAGCCAGGGACACUGACCAGCUCCUCCAGGUUAGUCUACUUGGACCUGGGAAGCAACAAUUUAACGGAGAUCUCCUCUGGGACUUUUGGAGAAUCGCGCAGCCUGAUCAAGCUUCGACUGGGUAACAACCCCUAUCUGAGCAUGGUUAGCGAGGGUGCCUUUUCAGGCCUCACUUCUUUACGAGAGCUGGAGUUGGAGAGGAAUGGACUUUCUGGCCUGGAUGUCAGAGUGCUGAGCCAGCUGCCUUCCUUAAGAGUAAUACAUCUUGAGGGAAAUCCCUGGGUGUGCAACUGUCAUUUUGCCAAACUGUUCUUCUGGUUGAGUGAAAAUCGUCACAAGCUCUCAACAGGACUGGAGGGAAUGGAAUGUUCACUCCCAACGGACGGACGGCAGAUCUCCCUAAACCUGCUUUCUGAAGAGAGCUUCCGGGAAUGUCGAGGAGUAUUGUCUCUUAAAGACUAUCUCAUCGUUAUUUUCUCUGGGAUCUGUAUAUCCGUAGCUGCCAUCAUUGCCAGCUUCUUUUUGGCCUCCAUCAUCCACUGCUUCCAGCGGCUUAAAGCCAAGAGGACAGAUGAGGAGGAGGGGGACGAGUGAGCUUCAGCCGUUCGUCAGAGCCUUGUUUUUGACACAUUCACCAUUACUGCACCUCACUUUGGAUGACAGAUAGAGCACUAUGUGUCCAUAUAAAAAGUCCCCAGAAUAAUAUAUUGGAGUGUGUGAGGUGAGGCAGAGUAAGCCACCAUAUGCCCAGUGACUCACAACCUCUUUGAAUGAUGCAAAAUUUCGGAGCAGUUUUAUACUUGAAUACGAAUUACUUAACUAAGCCUUAAAAACGUGAACUGUUCUAGUACAUCACUGCAUAAAUGUGUUCCAGGUUCCUGUAUGCAGGCUGUUAAAUACUGACGUACUGAGCAAAAUUAUUCAUAGCAUAUUGUCACAGACUUGCUAUUUUUAUGUAAAUCAGCAAGGUAACAAACAAUCAUUAUUAUUAUUAUUAUUAUUAUUAUUAUUAUUAUUUUAUUUUUUGUAACAUAGAAUUGAGUCUCACUGAAAACUUGUAAGGUUUGUAAGAUUGCACUUUAAGAUAGAUUAUUGCACAUAAUCCCAGUAAGCCAUAAAGUAGGCUGUCAUAUUGACUCAGGUCACCAAAGAAUUUCCUAGAAAUAAGUAUUUUGCUACUGAGACUGGAAUGAGUGGGUGAGGGAUUGAGAUAUGCAUAAUAAAGCUCUAAACACUGAUGUCGAUAGAUAUUUACAAAUUGCCCACAACUGCUUAGACGCCAUGCUUCCCAUUUACAAGAUGAUGUAUUUAUAUUUCAAGCAUAACCAGUGGACAAACAGCAACGUAGGCAAGAUGUUGAAAAUGAAACAAUGGAAUCAAAUGUAUUGCGGCAUCUUUUUUUUUUUUUUUACUUUGUGUACGAUGAAAUAAACGGUGACGCCAAACUGUUAACAAUUGAAAUAUUAUUUUGAUGAAGGUUA